This is a messenger RNA of Wasmannia auropunctata (little fire ant), 2918 nucleotides long. Its product is annotated as caseinolytic peptidase B protein homolog. Bases 840 to 2786 code for a protein of 648 amino acids. Gene Ontology annotation, molecular function: protein binding; ATP binding; ATP hydrolysis activity. The transcript has 10 exons. Gene Ontology annotation, cellular component: mitochondrion; cytoplasm. The record is from RefSeq and is a predicted model, not a curated record. Gene Ontology annotation, biological process: cellular response to heat. NCBI's taxonomy places the organism in Eukaryota, Metazoa, Arthropoda, Insecta, Hymenoptera, Formicidae.
UAGAAAUCGAUUUGCGGUACAAGCUAUAAGUGUACAUACAUACAAUCCUCAUCAGUCACCGUUCACUGGCGUAACGAAUCGCGCGGCGUGUGUUGCAUUUUGCAUCAUUUUACCCAGUAAACGGGAAAGGAUUAAAAUUUUUUAAUUUAUAGAUUGAAAAGGAUUUGGUCUUCGUGGAAAUAAAUGCAUUUCUAUUUUUUAUAAUACAACUAUAAAUAUAAUAUUAAUAUUAUAUGAUCUUUUUUGGAUUUAGAUGAAUUGAAACAAUGCAUUUCCUAGUCACAAUUUUUAACUGAAUAACAUUCAUGAUUCAUUUUCACGGAAAAACUUUUUUUUGAAUUUAAUUAGAAAAAAUGCAUUUCCUAUCUAGAAUUUUGAAUUAACCAGUAUUCACGAUUUACUUUUUAAAGCUGAUUUUUUUUUUAAUAUUAAAUGGCAUAGAAAAUGUACUUCAUGAUUAUUCCUAUAAAUGAAUACAAAUAAGGCAUUAUAAUAGGCAUAUUGAAAUGGAUUUAGAUUUUUAGAAGUACGCGUUUGUGAACGUUGCAAUAAAUCUUUUUCAAUCUAUUUCAACCCAUUCUCAUUUAAUUACUGGGUAGGUAUAAAAUUUUAUAAACGGUUCUGACGAAACCUGCCGGGUGUGUUACGCACCUAUAAGACUGCAUUUAUUCCGUGUGCGAGGACCAGGGCCAUCCGAAGGAAGAAUUAAGACACCGGCCUUACUGCUCGUGGUAGCUCGGCUCGGCUCGGCGACAGCUCGUAUCUGUAUAUCAUUCAAGCGUGUGUUUUGAGCGAUCAACUCCGUGAUCGUGAAUCCGAUGAAAAAUUGACAAAUCAACAUGUCACGAUUGUGCAUUUCAAAAUUGUGUCCCGCGAUAAAAAAUACUGGAACGCUAGAGACGCUUUCGAGUCGAAAGCACUUUAAAAACGGCGAUUGUUUCAAUGCUAUGUGUUGGGGCUGUCGGAGAGGUUAUAUUCAGCGGCAAGGCAUAGCCUUGUUGCUAGCACCUCGAAUCUAUACUCAAUACAGAUUACUGGAUAGAAUUCUCUUAGAUUUUUCUGGAGCCCUUUCAACAAUUACGAAAAAAAAGUACGAAGAGCACGGCAACAAGCGUGACAGGAGACAUUACAAGCAUCUUGGAAUGCUUCUGGGCAGUCUUGGGCUUGUAGUGGCUUUUUGUGACACUUCACAUCUUAAAGAAAAAAGAUUUUUUCGCGCUGUCCAAUAUGGUAAUAUUUCAGAAUUAAAGAAGUCUAUAGCAGAUGGCAUUGAUGUAAAUACUAGACAUCCAUUAGGUUGGACAGCAUUGCAAACUGCUGCUAUAAAUCAAAGGGAAGAAAUUAUAAAAAUUCUAUUGAAAAAUGGUGCUGAUGUAAAUGCAGGAGAUAACUUUGUUAAUGUAUAUAGAACUGCUAUGGAAAAGGGCUUACAUUCUGUGGAUGUUCUCACAAAGAGAGAAGAGGAAUUUUCUGAUCGACUGAAUAAUCGAGCUUCUUUCCAAGGUUUUACAGCAUUACAUUAUGCUGUGUUAGCUGAUUCAAAAGCUUGUGUGAAAGCAUUAUUAGAUGGAGGAGCAAAUCCAACUAUAGAAAAUGAAACGGGAUAUAGAGCAGUUGAAUAUGCUAAAGAAGGAGAAAUCAAAGAGAUGCUCAUUAAACAUGCCAUUAAAUAUGAUGAAAUGGUAAAACAAAAGGAAGCAGAGGAACGUCGCAGGUUUCCAUUAGAACAACGUUUGAAGCAACAUAUUGUAGGACAGGAAGGACCAAUUUCUAUCGUUGCUUCCACUAUCAGAAGGAAAGAGAAUGGUUGGAUAGAUGAGGAGCAUCCACUAGUAUUUCUCUUUUUGGGUUCGUCGGGCAUUGGCAAGACAGAAUUAGCCAAGCAAUUAGCCGCUUAUAUUCACAGAAAUAAAUCGGACAGUUUUAUUCGAUUGGAUAUGUCUGAAUAUCAAGGGAAACAUGAAGUUGCAAAAUUGAUUGGAGCACCACCAGGAUAUGUGGGACAUGAUGAUGGUGGACAACUGACAAAACUUUUGAAAAAGUGUCCUGCUGCUGUUGUAUUAUUUGAUGAGGUUGACAAAGCCCACCCUGAUGUUUUAACUGUUUUGCUACAGCUUUUUGAUGAGGGAAGACUAACUGACGGUAAAGGAAAGACAAUCGAAUGUAAAAAUGCUAUUUUUAUAAUGACAUCAAAUUUAGGAAGCGAGGAAAUUGCAGAACACGCAAUGCAACUCAGAGCAGAAGCUGAAAAUCUAUUAAACCACAGAUUAGUCAAUACUGCUGAUGAAGAUCAAGAGCCUGAACGUAUUGAGAUAUCUCGUAAUUUUAAGGAUCAAGUAGUACGCCCAAUACUUAAAAAUCAUUUUCGGAGAGAUGAGUUUUUGGGAAGAAUAAAUGAAAUUGUAUAUUUCUUACCAUUUUCUCGGGCAGAAUUAAUAGAAUUAGUCGCCAGAGAAUUAAAAGCAUGGGCUGCACGUGCAAAGGAAAGACAUAUGAUUGAAUUAAAAUGGGACAGAGAGGUUCUAUCAGUAUUAGCGGAUGGAUACGAUGUUCAUUAUGGUGCUCGUUCCAUCAAGUACGAAGUGGAAAGGCGUAUUGUUAAUCAAUUAGCAGCAGCUCACGAACGAGGAGAACUUGGUAGAGGAUGCUGUGUAUUGUUAAAAGCAAAGUGGCAUGAAAGUGGAGCAAGCAUAACUCUUUCUGUUCAGCAGAAGGGUUCAAAAAAGUUUGUUGAUAUUGUAGAAACAGAUAAAUUAACGAAAAAUAUUAGUUCAAAAUUCUUAUAACUAUAAAAUAGUGUUGUAUUAAUAACUUAUACAAAACAUGUUGUUAUUUGAAAAGAAAGAUUAUGUGCAAAAAUCUGAUGAUUUGUUAUGAUACAAUGUAUAAAUGCAUAAAUAAAAAAGACUUAAAUUUAA